This is a messenger RNA of Exophiala oligosperma, 621 nucleotides long. RefSeq lists its product as uncharacterized. Gene Ontology annotation, biological process: proton motive force-driven ATP synthesis. The transcript has 6 exons. Lineage: Eukaryota; Fungi; Ascomycota; Eurotiomycetes; Chaetothyriales; Herpotrichiellaceae. The record is from RefSeq and is a predicted model, not a curated record. Bases 71 to 376 code for a protein of 101 amino acids.
CUUCAUUGAUGCAACAGCUUCGGUCAACCAUUGAAAACAGCCCAACAUCGCUUUUGAGUCUUCCCUCAAAAUGUCGUUCGUCAUCCGCCGAGGUGUGUCAACCUUGGUCCCUCCUAAGGUCGCAAACCCAUCUGGGCUCGGAGCUGCCGCAAACGCACAGCGCAUGGCCAAAAUAGCCAAGUUUUACGAACAAUUACCAAAAGGACCUGCGCCUCAGAGAGCACCUAGUGGUCCAUUGGGCUGGUAUCAAGCGAAAUACUUUGGCAAGAACCCAUCUGCAGCCCCAAUCUGGCACGUUAUUUUUGGCAUCAUGACCCUGGGUUACAGCAUGGAGUACUACUUCCACCUGAGACAUCACAAGAACAAUGCUCAUUAAGUCAUUCGCAUGGUGGACUAGAGUUCUGGAAUCGCCUGUACAUAAACCAAAAUUAAAGAGUUAUUCGGGUUCUCCGGAGAAUUGAUGUUCUGCUACUCCAAUUUCACGAUGAGAUAUCGAAAAGCGAUCCGUCUUCGACAAUGCAUCUGUUUACUCGUCGUCAUUUCACCGUCUAAGCCGAAUCCGAAUCAUGCAGCCUACUUCGAAUGGCAUGUCAUCAAGGCUUUCUAUGGUUUGUUGGGCGC